AUGUGGCAAAUAUCGUUACGUAAGUUAUUGUCACCGUCGAGAGAUAGUCAUUAUUGAGUUAGCAUAAUCGUUCAAUCUACAAGGAACUAUCUCUGACUAUUGAUAACGAAAAGCUAUAUAUAGUAUCGCAGCUAAUUGCACGGCAGAUUUGAGAAGUUGCUCCAAUCGAGUAUCAUCGAGGACGUUCAACAUGCGUGGCUACUUUCUUCUAUUAGUCUGUCUGUCGCUGAUUGCUUCCUCAUGGGGUCGUAACUUGAUUCUUGGCAGACGUACCCCUAACGACAUCCUCAUCGAGGAUCGAAUCAUUUUCAAGCCGCCAGUGCCAGGUGUUAAACAUACAGUGAAGAUUAACGCAACUGCACCAGCCGGCUAUGAGAUCUCUUCUGUUAGAGUGAUCGGUCUGAAUCCGAGAGUAGUAAACGUCAUCCUUGAGAAAGGUUACCUUGGACAACGAUCCAUUGUCCUAGUGGUUGUUGCUAGGUCAGGUUGGACUCUUCUGACGAAAGUCUUGGUAUUCGCUGUUCCUACGUUUGUCGAACCAACUACCGUCACAUCACCUACUCCCAGUGAACCAGCACCUACUCCCAGUGAACCAGCAUCUAGUCCGAGUGAACCAGCACCUACUCCCAGUGAACCAGCAUCUAGUUCCAGUGAACCAGCACCUACUCCCAGUGAACCAGCACCUACUCCCAGUGAACCAGCACCUAGUCCCAGUGAACCAGCAUCUAGUCCCAGUGAACCAGCACCUACUCCC
Molecule: messenger RNA, 754 nt
Organism: Heterotrigona itama
Lineage: Eukaryota; Metazoa; Arthropoda; Insecta; Hymenoptera; Apidae
Source: the annotation of a GenBank genome assembly